GUUGGUCAGAAGAGUGGCGCCAGCGUUAAAAUGCUGAGGUGCACUAGGAUUCUUUCAUUAACUAAUGAAAAGAAUGUAAUACUGAUUAGAUCUCUUUCCACUGCCAAUCCAACCACUGCCACUCAACCCACCAAGACAACUUACGGCCCACUGUCUGAUGAAGAUCGAAUAUUCACUAAUAUAUAUGGUCGACAUGAUUGGCGUUUAAAGGGUGCAAUGAGACGUGGUCACUGGUAUAAGACAAAAGAAAUCGUUUUAAAAGGCAGUGAUUGGAUUAUUGAAGAGAUUAAAAAAUCUGGAUUACGUGGGCGUGGUGGUGCUGGUUUUCCUUCCGGUAUGAAAUGGAGUUUUAUGAACAAACCUAGUGAUGGCAGACCUAAAUAUUUAGUGGUGAAUGCAGAUGAAGGUGAACCGGGUACAUGUAAAGACAGAGAAAUUAUGCGUCAUGAUCCGCAUACACUUAUUGAAGGUUGUCUUAUAGCUGGAAGAGCAAUGGGUGCUAAUGCAGCUUAUAUUUAUAUACGUGGUGAAUUUUAUAAUGAAGCUUCAAAUAUGCAAUUGGCUAUUAGAGAGGCUUAUGAAGCUGGUCUACUCGGCAAAAAUGCCUGCGGUACUGGAUAUGAUUUUGAUGUGUAUAUGCAUCGUGGAGCUGGCGCCUAUAUAUGCGGUGAAGAGACUGCAUUGAUUGAAUCGCUUGAAGGAAAACAGGGUAAGCCUCGUUUGAAACCACCUUUCCCCGCGGAUAUUGGACUAUUUGGUUGUCCGACAACAGUUACAAAUGUUGAAACAGUUGCUGUCGCACCUACUAUCUGUCGUCGUGGUGGUGAUUGGUUCGCCAGUUUCGGGAGAGAAAGAAAUCGUGGUACUAAGUUAUUCAACAUCUCAGGACAUGUUAAUAAUCCGUGUACUGUGGAAGAAGAAAUGUCUAUCCCUAUGCGUGAUUUAAUUGAACGACACGCUGGUGGUGUUAUCGGUGGUUGGGAUAAUUUAUUAGCUGUUAUUCCUGGUGGCAGUUCUACUCCAUUAUUACCUAAAGAUGUAUGCAGUACUGUCCUAAUGGAUUUUGAUGCUUUAGUACAAGCGAAUUCUGGUUUAGGUACAGCAGCAUUGAUUGUCAUGAAUAAGUCAGCUGAUGUGGUCAAGUGUAUUUCACGUCUUAUCAAAUUUUAUGAACAUGAAAGUUGUGGCCAGUGUACUCCAUGCCGUGAAGGAUGUCGUUGGAUGGGUCAAAUAAUGGGCAGAUUUGUUCAAGGUAAAGCGCAUAAAAAUGAAAUUGAUAUGAUAUGGGAAAUAUCGAAACAAAUGGAAGGACGUACAAUCUGUGCUUUAGCCGAUGGAGCUGCGUGGCCUGUUCAAGGUCUUAUUCGACAUUUUCGUCCUGAAUUGGAGGCAAGAUUUGCUAAACACGGUUUAGAAUUACAUCAACCACCGAAAGCUCAAUCAUCUGUCAAUUAUUAACCCCUAUGAUAUAAUUCUCUUUCGUUUUCACUUGUGUUUAUUAUUAUUAUUAGAGGUUAUUUUAACAAAAGGAAAAGAAAAGAAUUCAUGUUUCUGUACUUACCAAAACUAGUUUCCUUUAUUUUGCAUAUAGCUUAAUAGUAGAUUGGUAUUUUUGAAGAAUAACUGUGAAUUGUUUUCUCCUUCAAGCUCCACCUUUUCUCUCUCGAUAUGCUCUCUCUCCUUCAUCUCUCCCCUGUCUCUUGCCUUCUUGUCUGUAUGUAUAUGAAUAAGAUGAGUCUUGAGUGUGAUAAAUUCACCCUAAACAGUCAGGAUUAUUGAUUACUUGUGAAUAAAUUGAGUGACUAGCGUUCUUUUCUUUUUUUAAUCUAUCCAUCUUUCUAUAAAGGAAAUAUAUUGACAGGA
This is a messenger RNA of Trichobilharzia szidati, 1863 nucleotides long. The record is from the annotation of a GenBank genome assembly. NCBI's taxonomy places the organism in Eukaryota, Metazoa, Platyhelminthes, Trematoda, Strigeidida, Schistosomatidae.